GCGUGAUAGGGCUUGUCAGCUGGAGCGCAGGGAUGGUGCGGCUGCUUCUACUUCUGGGGCUGCUUGCCACUGGGCUGGUACAGGGGACGCUGCCUCUGUUUAAUGGCAAGAUUGGCUUGGAUCCUGAAGUUAAUAUGAAUAUUAGCGAGAUCAUCAGAUACUGGGGCUACCCAGCGGAGGAGUUCGAGGUGGUCACCGAGGACGGCUACAUCCUCAGCGUCAACAGGAUCCCACACGGUGUGAAGAGCAAGCCACUGCAAGAGCCCAGUCCUGUGGUGUUCCUCCAGCACGGUCUCCUGGCUGCAGGCAGCAACUGGGUGACCAACCUCCCCAACACCAGCCUCGGCUUCUUCCUGGCUGACGCAGGCUUCGACGUGUGGCUGGGAAACAGUCGUGGGAACACCUGGUCCAGAAAACAUGUCCGCCUCAACCCUGACCAAAAGCAGUUCUGGGAGUUUAGCCACGAUGAGAUGGCUAAAAAGGACCUUCCAGCAGUGAUAAACUUCAUCACGAAAACUACAGGCCAGGAGCAGGUCUUCUAUGUUGGCCAUUCUCAGGGAACCACUAUUGCCUUUAUGGCAUUUUCCACAAUGCCAGAGCUGGUGAAAAAAAUCAAGAUGUUUUUUGCUCUGGCUCCUGUAGCCACAGUAGCCUUUACAGAGAGCCCCUUGAGCAAACUGUCCAUCCUCCCAGAGUUCCUCGUUUGGGACCUCUUUGGAAGGAAAGACUUUCUGCCGCAGAGUUAUCUCAUUAAGCUUCUCGCUACCAAAUUCUGUAGCAAGAAACCAAUCAGUAUGCUGUGUGGGAACAUGUUCUUUCUCCUUUGCGGUUUCGAUGAAAAGAACCUGAACAUGACCAGGACGCCUGUAUACACGACGCACUGCCCGGCUGGAACCUCUGUGCAAAACAUGGUGCACUGGUCUCAGGCUGUAAAAAGUGGGAAACUGAUGGCAUUCAAUUAUGGAAAAGCUGGCAAUAUGGCUCAUUACAAUCAGUCCACACCUCCCCUAUACAGAGUGCGGGAUAUGAAGGUGCCCACGGCAGUGUGGUCCGGAGGGCAUGACACGCUGGCUGACCCACAGGACGUGGCUGUGCUAUUGACGCAGAUCCCAAACCUGGUGUACCACCGACAGAUCAAGCACUGGGAACACCUGGACUUUAUCUGGGGUUUGGACACACCACAGGAGAUGUACUACCAGAUGAUCAAGCUGAUGAGGCAGCAUGUUUGAAUAAGGCCUUGUUGCUCUUGGCUGAUUCUGUUUUUUAAACCUGUAAUUGUUUUAAAGCUGUAUGACCACUAUGAGCAUAUGGCUGUUUGUCACAUGUUCCAUGUGGUGGGAGGUGGGCAUUUUAUAGCCAUGGCAGAAACGGCCCUUUCAUAGGCUGUUCUAGAGCUAGUUCUUAUGAAUUUCUAACAUGUCUUAAUGAAUUUGUUUACUAAUGACACUGAACAGGUUUGUCCUUCUGUAACUUACAAUUGCACUGUGAAUUUCUCAAAUGUUGUUGAAAGGUUCAUCCAAUUUUAUCAAUUGAAUAAAACCCAAAACACUUAA
Messenger RNA from Electrophorus electricus (electric eel), 1553 nucleotides. It is a transcript of the gene lipf, whose product is annotated as lipase, gastric. Lineage: Eukaryota; Metazoa; Chordata; Actinopteri; Gymnotiformes; Gymnotidae. Gene Ontology annotation, molecular function: hydrolase activity, acting on ester bonds. The record is from RefSeq and is a predicted model, not a curated record.